CUUUUGAUUUCAUUUGCUAAACUUUGUCUCCUCCUUGUACAUACCAUGCCUAGGUCAAAACGCUCAAAACUCGUUUCGCUCACAAAAGUAUCGAAAAAGACGAGGGAGCACAAAAAUGCUCUCCUGGCCGAGGUACAACAAAAUGCUGAGAAAUGGAAAUACUGCUGGCUGUUCGAAGUCGGCGCAAUGCGCAAUGCGCAUCUAAAAACUGUACGGAAUCUAUGGAAGGAUUCAGCACGGAUAUUUUUCGGUCGAGGAGCAGUGAUGGCAAAAGCCCUGGGCGCAACAGUAGAAGAGGAGCACCGGAUGGGACUACACAAACUCGCACAACAAAUAAAAGGCCAGGUAGGCUUGCUUUUCACAGACUCCGAACCUCAAGAAGUCACGCAAUGGUUUGACGACUUCAAACAAGCGGAUUAUGCGCGAGCAGGAAACAUCGCCACGCGGACGGUGAUACUACCUGCAGGACCCGUGAUGCGGGCGCAUUCUGACCCGCCCGAACCAUUCCCGCAUAAUGAGGACCCACAGCUCCGAAAGCUGGGUCUUACGACGACGAUGAAGCGUGGUGUACCAACACUUGAAAGCCCUCAUCGGGUAUGUGACAAGGGGAGGGCCUUGACGAGCGAGCAGGCACAGUUGCUAAAACUUAUCGGUGAGAAGAUGGUGGUGUUUAGGAUUGGGCUGUUGGCGCGGUGGGAUGCUGCCAGCGGGGAGGUAGUCCAGGUUGAGGACAAGGAGGGAGGAUGUAAGGAGAUAGAACUGGAGGAGGAGGAAGAGAUGAGCGAGUAGGUUUUCGAUCGAGCGCUCUACCGUGUAUACCUUUUGACUUGAUUAGGCAUGAGGAUGUAUAAGGAUUGCUCUUCGACAAUAAGAGAAGAACAUCAUUAUCAUCAGCUCUGACUUUUAAAUUUUCUUACCCAAUUCAACGCCAAGAUAUACACGCUGAUAAUCGAUUGAAUAGCGCUUCGUGGC
This is a messenger RNA of Suillus paluster, 972 nucleotides long. RefSeq names its product ribosomal protein L10-domain-containing protein. Gene Ontology annotation, biological process: nuclear-transcribed mRNA catabolic process; ribosomal large subunit biogenesis; rRNA processing. Gene Ontology annotation, molecular function: RNA binding. Lineage: Eukaryota; Fungi; Basidiomycota; Agaricomycetes; Boletales; Suillaceae. The record is from RefSeq and is a predicted model, not a curated record. Bases 46 to 789 code for a protein of 247 amino acids. Gene Ontology annotation, cellular component: preribosome, large subunit precursor; nucleolus. The transcript is spliced from 5 exons.